Suillus subalutaceus is the source of this 1783-nucleotide messenger RNA. Its product is annotated as amino acid/polyamine transporter I. Gene Ontology annotation, biological process: amino acid transport; transmembrane transport. The record is from RefSeq and is a predicted model, not a curated record. Gene Ontology annotation, cellular component: membrane. The transcript has 16 exons. Gene Ontology annotation, molecular function: transmembrane transporter activity. Bases 130 to 1671 code for a protein of 513 amino acids. Lineage: Eukaryota; Fungi; Basidiomycota; Agaricomycetes; Boletales; Suillaceae.
AUGCCAGCUUCCUCGCCGAUCUGAGUCCGGAUGUUCCACCCAGUAGACCACCUAAAACGGCAUCACUUCGGUCAAUUUCCGUUUGGAUCGCAGACUAGGUUAUAUUAUAUAGACUUGCAGUGAUACGAUAUGGUCGCCAGAGCUCCUGCGACUUCGAAGCGGCACCUGCAACUGGACGCCGAUGAGGCUGUUCUAGCCAAGCUAGGAUACAAGCAGGAGCUUCGCAGGGAAUUUACCCCACUAGAGGUGUCUGGACUUGCAUUCAGCUAUACAGGAGUGCUCCCUGGUAUAGCCUCCGUGCUCUUCUAUGCCAUACCAAAUGGUGGACCUGUCGCUAUGGUUUGGGGGUGGGCAUUUGCUGGCCCUUUCAUCAUGUGCAUCGGGCUGGCAAUGGCGGAGCUUGCGUCAGCAGCACCUACUUCUGGAGGUCUAUACUAUUGGACUUAUUCACUUGCUUCUCCACGGUGCCGGAAUUUUCUGUCGUGGAUAGUUGGUUCUUCCGUAAACUGGGCUUGCGCAAUCCAAAUCGCAGCAGCGAUCAGUAUUGCCACCGACCAAGCAUAUGCGACUACCAACGAGCAGCUCUACGGUAUAUACGCAGCUUUGGCCCUGUCACAUGCCGUCCUCGUGAGCCUCGGUACCAAAGUCUUGGCACGACUGCAGAGACUAUACACGUUUGUGAAUUUGUGCCUCUGCUUCAUAGUCAUUAUUGCACUUCCGAUCGCAACGCCACCCGAAUACCGAAACAGUGCAAGUUUUGCGCUAGGGAGCUUCAUAAACUUGGCCGGCUGGCCAUCUGGAUUCGCAUUUAUCUUGAGCUUCAUGGCUCCUCUUUAUUCAAUAGGGGGUUAUGAUGCCAGCGUCCAUAUGAGUGAGGAGGCCUCGAAUGCUGCCACUGCGAUACCAUUGGCAAUCAUCAGUUCUAUUGCUGUGUCGGUCGUCCUUGGUUGGGGAAUCAAUGUCUCCCUUGCCUUUUGCAUGGGUACUGACCUCGAAAGCGUCCUAAAUAGCCCUGUCGGCCAGCCUAUGGCGCAAAUCUUGUACACUUCGCUUGGGCAGAGGGGGGCCUUGGCUCUGUGGUGUCUCAUUAUCUCAACGUUACAGUUUGCAUUUGCUCGUGAUGGAGCCCUCCCAUUCUCACGAUAUUUGUACCGGAUCAAUGGCUACACGAAAACACCUGUCAAUACGGUUUGGUUCGACACCGUCUUUGUUCUGGUGGUUGGACUUCUUGCGUUCGUGAGCACCGAGGCCAUCAAUGCGGUGUUCACCAUUGGUCUCACUGCGUCGUAUGUCUCUUACAUAACGCCGAUCACAACCCGCUUUGCGUUCAAGAACGAUUUUAAACCCGGCCCAUUUCAUCUUGGGAAACUAAGCUUUCCGGUCGCUGCGAUAGCUGUAUCGUCGAUGGUCUUCAUGAUCAUCGUUUUCUUCUUUCCUUCGACCCCGCAAACGACUGCACAAGAGAUGAACUAUACAGUUGUGGUCCUUGGAGGGUACAUGACCCUUGCGAUUUUUUGGUAUUAUUGUCCGGUGUAUGGAGGCGUCCAUUGGUUCAAUGGACCCAUAGCCAACCUUACACCGUCCAUGGAAGGUGGACGCAGAGACGGAAAUUCCGUGUCGGAGAAGGAACAACGUGAUGCAGAACUCUCUGCUUCAGUGGUGGACGUAUGAGUAGUGUUGGCGCGCUGUCGUGAAGUUGUCGGUAUUUAAAAAUGACGUGUAUUUCAACAGAUUUCAAUGCAAUAAUCUCAAGCCUCUUGUGCAUCAGAGCUUCGCACAAUCA